CAUGUGCAGUCAUUGGCUGCGCAGGCCGGCCUGCCCAUGGCAUGAGGGAAUCUUUCUCCAGUGUGCCCCGAUGAGGGGCAUGUAGCAGAGCAAAUCCAAUGGAAAUUGGCCAAAAGUUGUAUAUACAAAAACACAUAAUCUGCUUUACUUUCCUGCUCGGCUCUACGUAAUCGUCUUCCACAACAGCCAAUUGCUUAAGUUGUACUCGUGAUAAUGUUUACGCGAUCAUUUCCUCAGCGACUCCGUAUCCGUGCGAUCCAGGAAUCCAGUUCCAGGGUUUAAGCGCAGCCCCUCUCUCACAUCUCAGCUCGGCUCGCACAGAGAGAAAGAUCCUCAGCCGCGGGCCGCUCUCUCUCCGGCUGGAACGGGACUCAACAACCCCGAAGAAGACGCGCAAAGGACUGAAAUAAAUAAAGAGGACUGCUUUUGCUUGUUGAUUUUUCUCGCGUUGCUUUUUUGCUCUUUUUUCAUUAGUUGCCUUGCGAACUGCUCCGCGUCCCCCCCUCUCUAUCUCCUCCAGCAGGACAGACGGACUCUUUCACCGUUCGCGCAUCUCUUCAUCCCUGCGCGGCGGAGCGCAGGACUGAGCGCCGGUCUGCGGGAAUGUGAGCGCUCACGCUGAGAAAAAGGCUCGGAUGAGCGGAGCAUGAGUGCGUUGUGCGCUGAGACGCGCUGCUCCUGUUCGAAGUCCUGCUUGCAAUUGCCUCAACUGAUUAAUUAACUUUCCGUCUGAAAACUAUCCGCUCACUCACAAAAGGCUCGGAGGUCAAUGAUGGUUAUCUCUCAGAGUGACUUCACCGGAUCGUUGUGACUACAGUGAUUUCGACCCAGACAUGUGGAAAGCGGAGAGUCCAGUCAGAGCCAGGAUGGGAUGUUCAGAAUGGAAGUAUUUGGUCCUCUGCGGCCUGGUGUUCGUCUUGACGGUUGUACAGAGUUCUGACGGGUUCAGCCGGGCAGCCAUGCCGUUUGGUCUGGUGAGGCGGGAGCUGUCUUGCGAGGGUUACCCCAUCGACCUCCGCUGUCCAGGAAGUGAUGUCAUCAUGAUCGAGAGUGCCAAUUACGGCCGGACAGACGACAAGAUCUGCGAUGCUGACCCCUUUCAAAUGGAGAACAUCAACUGUUAUCUGCCCGAUGCAUUCAAGAUCAUGUCUCAAAGGUGUAACAACAGAACGCAGUGCAUCGUCAUCACUGGACCAGAUGUUUUUCCUUUAAAAAAAAAAAAAGAUUUGGCCAGCGUUACGCCAACUAAUAAACAGACCAAAGAUGUUUUUCUUUUUGUUUGUCCCGGAACUCUGAAAGCGGUUGGAGAUCCGUCGUUUCUGUACGAGGCGGAGCAACAAGCGGGGUCGUGGUGCAAAGACCCUCUCCAGGCAGGAGACAAGGCUUAUUUCAUGCCCUGGACCCCUUACAGAACAGACACACUCAUUGAGUACAACUCGCUCGACGACUUUCAAAACUCCCGACAGACCACGACGUACAAACUCCCCCAUCGGGUCGACGGCACGGGAUUUGUGGUAUACGACGGGGCGGUGUUUUUUAACAAGGAAAGGACACGUAACAUUGUCAAAUUUGACCUGCGGACCAGAAUCAAAAGUGGGGAGGCAAUUAUAAAUAACGCCAAUUAUCAUGACACCUCACCAUACAAGUGGGGCGGGAAAACAGACAUCGAUUUGGCAGUUGACGAAAACGGCCUUUGGGUGAUCUACGCCACCGAGCAGAACAACGGCAUGAUGGUGAUCAGUCAGCUCAACCCCUACACCCUUCGCUUCGAGGCCACCUGGGAGACCACCUACGACAAGCGGUCGGCCUCCAACGCUUUCAUGAUCUGCGGGGUUCUGUAUGUGGUCCGAUCCACGUACGAAGACAACGAGAGCGAAGUCAGUAAGAGCCUCAUCGACUACAUGUACAACACCAAACUGAACCGAGGCGAAUAUGUCGACAUCCACUUCCCCAACCAGUACCAGUACAUCGCCGCUGUGGAAUACAACCCGCGAGACAACCAGCUGUACGUGUGGAAUAACUUCUACAUCCUGCGGUACAAUCUGGUGUUUGGUCCACCUGAUCCAGCUCACGCACCACCUAUCUCAGAGGCAUCCACAACACCCAAGUUACUAAAACCAACAACCACUACAACCACCACUGCUCAACCGAGAGGUCAGGUGACUACAGUUACCACUGCAGGGACCAGAGCUGUUAAUAAGACACCCAAAUCACCAGCUGUACUUCCCCAAACCACCACGCCUCCCUCACUGGAGUCUUUCCCUCCACCUGAGCGCUUCUGCGAGAGCGUAGAGCUCAGGGACAUACUGUGGCCGCAGACGCAGAGGGGCAUGCUGGUGGAACGACCCUGCCCCAAAGGAACUCGAGGCACUGCCUCCUACCUAUGUGUUCUCUCCACUGGGACCUGGAACCCAAAAGGCCCAGAUUUGAGCAACUGCACAUCCCACUGGGUGAAUCAAGUCGCACAAAAGAUCCGGAGCGGGGAAAACGCAGCCAACCUGGCGAACGAGCUGGCCAAACAUACCAAAGGAGCCAUCUUUGCCGGUGACAUUAGCUCUACCAUGAGGCUCAUGGAGCAGCUGGUGGAUAUUCUAGACGCUCAGUUACAGGAACUGCGACCCAGUGAGAAAGACUCCACCGGCCGCAGCUUCAAUAAGCUUCAAAAGCGAGAAAGGACGUGCAGGGCGUAUAUGAAGGCUAUCGUGGAUACAGUCGACAACCUCCUCAGACCGGAGGCUCUGAAAUCAUGGCGAGAUAUGAAGACCACGGAGCAGACGCACGCCGCAACUAUGUUACUGGACACCCUGGAGGAAGGAGCCUUUGUCCUUGCUGACAAUUUAAUGGAACCGGCCAUCGUGAAAGUACCAGCCAGUAAUAUAAUUCUGGAUGUUUACGUGCUGAGCACAGAUGGGCAGGUUCAAGAUUUCAGGUUUCCCCAGAGCGGCAGGAGUGGCAUUUCUAUCCAAUUGUCUUCCAAUAUGGUGAAACUCAACAGUCGUAAUGGUGUUGCCAAGUUGGUUUUUACCCUUUAUAAGAACCUGGGGCAGUUUCUAAGCACAGAGAAUGCGACGAUGAAGCUCGGCCACGAGGCUAAUGGACGCAACCUCUCCGUGGCUGUGAAUUCUGACGUCAUUGCCGCCUCAAUAAACAAAGAAUCCAGUCGUGUAUUUAUAUCGGAGCCUGUGAUUUUCACCCUGGAGCACAUCGACAUGCAACAUUACUAUAACUCCAACUGCUCUUUCUGGAACUACUCCGAGAGAACCAUGAUGGGAUACUGGUCCACUCAGGGCUGCAAACUCAUCCACGCCAAUAAAAGUCACACCACCUGCUCCUGUAGUCAUCUCACCAACUUUGCGGUGCUCAUGGCUCAUCGAGAGCUAUGUUGGCUCAGGAUGGACAAUCACUUCAUCUGGAGUUUCAUCGGACCCGUCACCUUCAUUAUUAUGCUCAAUCUCAUCUUCCUGCUCAUCACGAUGUACAAAAUGAUGAAACACUCUACAUCGCUGAAACCUGAUUCCAGCCGGCUGGAGCACAUCAAGUCGUGGGUCAUGGGCAGCUUUGCUCUGCUGUGUCUCUUGGGCCUGACCUGGUCAUUUGGGUUGUUCUUUAUCAGCGAGUCGUCCGUUGUCUUGGCGUACCUCUUCACCAUCUUCAACACUUUCCAGGGCAUGUUUAUCUUCACCUUCCACUGCCUGCUUCAGAAGAAAGUUCGGAGAGAGUACAGCAAAUGCCUCCGACACACGUACUGCUGUAGCGGGAUCACGACAGAGAGCUCACACAACUCCACAAAGACCUCAACAACACGGACAAGCGCUCGCUAUUCCUCUGGUACUCAGAGUCGAAUCAGAAGAAUGUGGAACGACACAGUCAGAAAACAGUCGGAGUCCUCUUUCAUCUCAGGAGACAUCAACAGCACAUCAACCCUCAACCAAGGAAUGACGGGCAAUUAUCUUCUUACUAACCCUCUUCUGAGACCACAAGGCACUAAUAACCCCUACAACACCUUACUGGCUGAAACUAUCGUAUGUAACACACCAACGGUGCCAGUCUUUCACUCUCCAGUGACCUACAGAGAGACAAGACACUCUGUGACCAGCGGCAGAGAUACGAACACGUUCGGGACUCUACCACUCAACGGUAACUUUAAUAACAGCUACUCACUCCAUAACUACAGCGACGGCGUGCAGGUGGUGGAUUGCGGGCUCAGUCUCAACGACACGGCCUUCGAGAAGAUGAUCAUCUCCGAGCUCGUGCACAACAACCUCAGGGCCGCCGAGUCCCGGAUCAGCACCAAAAAGGGGGCGGGGAUCAGCAGAGGGGAGGAGCCUGUGGUCGCGGAGACGUCGUCCCUGGUGCAGGUGGGUGGGGACAGCGAGAUGGACGGUCUGGGGCUUCACCACACGCAUCCCCGCACGCUCGAAGCCCCCCUCAUCCCCCAGCGGACUCACUCGCUCCUGUACCACACACAGGAGAGAGUGAGGGCCGACACGGACGGAGGGCCUUCGCAUCCCCACAGCUACAUCGGCCAGUUUCCGCCUCCGGCCGAGACCGCCCUGCCCUCCCCCAACAGAGACUCGGUGUACACCAGCAUGCCAAACCUCAGAGACUCGCCAUUCUCGGAGAGCAGUCUAGACGUCGGCCAGGACCUCUCGCCAUCCAAACACAGUCCGAGCGAAGACGUUUACUAUAAAAGCAUGCCCAACCUGGGGUCAGGCCAGCAGCUGCACGCGUAUUAUCAGAUGAGCAGAGACAGUAGCGAGGGCCUCAUCAUCCCCGUCUCUAAAGACACCUGUGUCCCCGAGGGGGACGUACGAGAGGGACAAAUGCAGCUGGUCACAAGCCUUUAAAACGAACUGUAAGCACCGCCCACCAUGUACACAGCCCCGCCUAUCCACCGAUGGCAGAGUGGUCUUCCUUUUUUUUGCCUCCCACAUAACUGCACACAUAAUGGAGAAGUACCGCUGCUGUUCAACGAGUUACAGGCAGGCCCAGACGGAAUCUGCAGACUUUUUAUUGCAUUUUCUGUGCUGAUUUUAGCUGGAAAUUUGCAGUGCAAUGGAUUAAGUUGGUGAAAUGGAUCAUACCAAGCCUUGUUUUUCGGUAAAAUAUCCUUAAAAAAAUGCAUAAAACCUGAUAUUAAUUAAGAUUCCUUUAAUUAUAUUUUUUCUUACCCCACUGGCAAAUUUUAUUAUUAUUAAUAUUAUUAUUGUUGUUGUUGUUACUUAAAUUUUACUGACUUCAAACAGGGUAUAAAUACUUCCCCUUUUCUUACCUUCCCACCUUUUUCCUACCUUUCCCACCACUUGGUGUUCCUGGUCAAAAAUGGUAUACGUUGCCAAAAUGAUCUUAAAAUAAUGUUGUUUUUACUCAAAAACUGAGGUGCAUAAGCCAGGGCUGCCAGAGCUUCAUAACAAAACCAGCCCAACUGCUACUCAAAACUUGCCCAAUUACAUCCAAAUCAAGCUCAAUAGCGGGUUUUCCACGGGGGUCGUACACAGUCAAAAUCACAUUCCAGAGGGGCAGGGGAUUUCGCUUUAGCCCGCGGACUAAAUAAACAACCCGCAGCAACAGUAUAAAAGUAGCCCAGUUCCGCAGGAAAAGUGUGGAUUUGGCAACACUAGCAUAAGCGCAGAUCAAUGAAGCCAACAAUCAUUCAGUUCAGAAACAGAAAAAAGAAAAAAAAACUGUGCUAAAUGCAAGAAAACAAAAAGUU
Messenger RNA from Sinocyclocheilus rhinocerous, 5713 nucleotides. RefSeq names its product adhesion G protein-coupled receptor L2a (gene adgrl2a). Gene Ontology annotation, molecular function: carbohydrate binding; G protein-coupled receptor activity. The transcript has 22 exons. Gene Ontology annotation, biological process: cell surface receptor signaling pathway; G protein-coupled receptor signaling pathway. The record is from RefSeq and is a predicted model, not a curated record. Gene Ontology annotation, cellular component: membrane. Bases 834 to 4847 code for a protein of 1337 amino acids. Lineage: Eukaryota; Metazoa; Chordata; Actinopteri; Cypriniformes; Cyprinidae.